CACACACACACACACACACACCAGUUCAAAUCAGUUUGCUUCCGGACCACUGAACUUUCCAGUUCCAGUACAUCUGCAGAAUUAUUCCAAGAAGUAUAAUUGCUAGAUACAAAGACAAGUUCCAGGCUGCCAAACCCAACUCAGAUCCCUCACUGACCAGGACUCCGACACCCACCGCAUUCUUCCUCCCCCAGCUCCGCUGCUGAGGAAGGCGUUGCGAACUCGCCAGGUCCCAUCCGAGCCUCCGUAGCGCGAGCGCCGCGGGAGUUCGGCAGCCGCGGUCGCCAAGGUAACGGGCUCCGCUGCAGGCUGCGGGCGCCAGGCUGCCCCGGGGAGGCGCUGCGGGCCGGCGGCCCCGUCACGACGAGGCGGCGAGGCGGCGAGGCGGCAGGGUUAUCUUGAAGAUUACAUGAAUUGAUACGUGGAAGUGCAAAGAACAAUGCCCAGCACAUGAAUUUCCACACUGAUUAGUCAACAGUGGAAAAUCUGAAGACAUGCAAGCAGGAAAAAGAAAUUAAACCAGGCCUGAGGAGCGAUGCGACAGGCAUGAUGGAGGUCGAGUCCUCCUACUCGGACUUCAUCUCCUGUGACCGGACGGGCCGUCGGAACGCUGUCCCUGACAUCCAGGGAGACUCGGAGGCUGUGAGCGUGAGGAAGCUGGCUGGAGACAUGAGCGAGCUGGCACUGGAGGGUACAGAAGGACAGGCCGAGGCAAGCACUGCAGACAAGGAGGCUAGCAACCAGCCCCAGAGCAGCGAUGGCGCCACCUCGUCUUGAGUCCAACCUUGUCCAGGGAGGCUGGAAGAGAGACCUGCUGUCCUCUCCUGGGAGGGGAACCCUGGUACUGGCCUGGCAGCCUCUUCUCUGAGCCCCACCAUGUCCCAGGCAAGCCAGGCCAGACUGAGAGGGCCCCCAGAGGCCCCCACUCUGGGUAAUUCCUCUGCCCACCCCACAGGCUCCACACUCCCACCACCUUCUCGCCAGGCACAGGUACACCUUCAAGACACUGUAGCCACAGGAUGUUAUUUAUUCAGCUGGCGCCGAGACUCAGGCUGGGCCCUGCCUGCAGGGUGAGCGGCCCAUGCAGGAACACUCCUUUUGUCAGCGGCCUGGGCGGGGACCAUGUCUCUACACCGACCCCUCCUCUCCAACCACAACCUUCUGGGUCAAGACCUUCUUACCCCUUUUUUAAAAAACACUUUUAAAACUUUUUAAAAAUUUUAAACCUUUUUUCAGCAGAGGAGAGAGUUGACAAUUUACUUUUUUUUUUUUUAAGCCAUUUUAAGCUGAACUCUCACCAUCUAUCUAGGCAGCUCUGAGGUUCCCUCAUGGAGCUUCACAGAUCCAUUUUUAAGGAAGGGAUUUUGGCUCAAAACUAUCUGACCAACUCUUUGCCCUUUCUACCAAGAUAAGUGACACCUACGACCCAGGAAAUAAAUGCUGAUGAUCUGUG
Microcebus murinus (gray mouse lemur) is the source of this 1453-nucleotide messenger RNA. The record is from RefSeq and is a predicted model, not a curated record. Lineage: Eukaryota; Metazoa; Chordata; Mammalia; Primates; Cheirogaleidae.